CCCUCUGCUAUGGCAAUCUGAUGGUAUCCUGAUGCUAAAUCAAUCUUAGAAAACCAUGAAGCUUCUUGCAACUGAUCCAACAACUCGUCGAUACGCGGAAGCGGAUACUUAUUUUUGAUGGUGACUUUGUUCAAACCUCUGUAGUCGAUACAAAGUCUGAAACUUCCAUCCUUCUUUUUCACAAACAAAACUGGUGCUCCCCACGGUGAAGUGCUCGGCCUGAUAAAACCUUUAUCUAAUAGUUCCCCCAACUGCUUCUUCAACUCAGCCAUCUCUGUGGGAGCUAAACGGUAAGGAGCUCGUGAAACCGGUGCUGCCCCUGGUUCCACCUCGAUCGUAAGAACAUCACUUCUAGCUGGCGGUGGCCCUUUUAAGGCCUCAAAAACAUCCUCGUACGCAGCAACCACGGGAAUAUCAUGCAACUCCUGCUGAUCCUCAUCAUUAACCAUUGAAAUGGUCGCCAAAAACCCCUCUGCUCCACUCUCCAAUAAUUCUUCCGCACGCAACAUGGAGAUAAUAGGAAUUCCCUGGUGUGACUGGAUUCCCUCAAAUGUGAUUUUCCCUUCCGCUCUCGGGAUAUUAACUCUUGCCUCCGGGCAAUCUAAUACAAUUCGAUGUCGCGUCAACCAAUCCAUCCCAAGUAUGACGUCGUAGAAGCUCAUCUCCAUCUCUGUCAAACCUCCGAGCAAAUCAACUCCUCCAAGCAUAACUGGUACAUCACGAUGAACUCCAAUCGCUCCCAAUCUCUCGGUGCCGGCAGUCUGAAUCUGUUUAGCCUUCGGUUCGAAGACACCCCGGAAAGACCAAGACUUGACCAAACGCGGACUCACAAAACUGUGAGAAGCUCCCGAGUCGAAUAAGGUGUGAGCUGACUCACCUCCAACCGAAACCAAUCCUACACAAGAUUUUUACUAACUACACAUGAUAACCACAAACCAAAAUAUUCAAACACAACAAGUAUGAAUAAGAUGCAUACCUGCUAUCGGCUCGGCUCCCUGGGCAUCUCCAACUGUAAACACACGUGGAGCGAUGGCUAGACGCUUCGGUGGUGGUGGAAGCGCUGCAUUGCCCCUCCUCGGGCAAUCCCUGAUUAUGUGACCCGGCUGGUUACAGCCAAAACAUUUCCCAACUGCAACUGCUGGGGCUGCUGCCACUGCUACUGGCGGUGCAACACGGGCACCGGCUAACCUGCUUCGACAAACCCUACUCUUAUGUCCAAACUUCCCGCAAUGAAAGCACUGGAUGCCUGACUGAUCCAAGGUCGUCUUCUGCGACCCGGAAGUCCCUCCGGUCUUUGGCUGAGCUGCCUUGAUGAACUUCUGCUCCGCUGCAAUACAUUUCUCUUGCACAACGGCCUUCUCAACCAGAUCCUCCAAACUGGUAUAGGUGACCAUACUGCACCUACCGUGAAGUUCUACUCGCAUCCCUUUUAAGAACCUCCUGAUAAGAUCCUCCUCAUCCAUACCAUUACCCGCAAAUCGGUGAAGCUGGCGAAACUCAUGCUCAUACUCUCUGACAAACUUUCCACCCUGCCUCAAACUCUCAAAAUCGUUCUUCUUCUCAUCCAAAGCUUCUCUUGGAAAAUACUUCUUGUUGAAUGCAUACAUGAAAUCCUCAUAAGUCAUCUCGCCACGGUGCAUCACUCGCACUCCAUCCCACCACACUGCUGCAUCUCCGCGUAAAUACAACUCAGCAAUCCUAAGCUUGUGCCUUGGUGGGCAUUGUGAGGGGUUAAACUCACACCUAGAUUUUAGAUCAGGUUUAGUGUUUAGAAAAGGUUAGGGAAAGAUAAUGUGGGCUGAAUCCCGUAAUGACUUGUAGAAUGAAUUGGAUUUGUAUUGAUAAUGUGGUAAAAGAAUGGUUACAAAAGAUGUUCUCUCGAUGAUUACAAAGAUUAUAAGAUUGUUACAAGAAGAAUGUUUUCGAUGAAUGUUGAGUAAAAUAUGAUUUUCGUCAGGUCCCCUUUCUUAGUCCUCGACCUUCUCUUUAAAUAGCCUUGGACUUCUUUAGGUUGUCUUCAACUGAUCUCCGCGAUCUUCUCCGCUUGAGGUGGAAUCCGCAACAGCUUUCCCUUGACCGGGUCCUGCGCUUCUUCUUGUUAUGACGUGAGCUUCCUCUUCGUCGUGACUUCUUUAGUUAGGAUCCUUAGCUUUCAGCCUUCGGCUCUAGCUUAGCUCUCUUUAGGCUUUGAACUCGUGAUGGGCCUAUCGCGGCCCAUCAUUAUCUUCCAUUAUUUUGACAAUCAGCUACCGGGCCAUAUUCGGGCCCAACAGUUGCCCCCAGCUCUCGAGAUGAGGUUUCGUUAUUCUCGGGAGCUAGACCUAGCCGCCCAAGCUAGAUUCUCUUGUUGAGAUCAUGAUUACUAGCUAUCUCAACCGUAUUCAUUUUUAUCUGAUCGAACGGCUAUAAUCUCUCUUUAAUUAAAUCGACGGUUUAGAUUAAAACGAGUUUGAAAUUCAAUUUCCGACUUUCGAGACGUGAUGGGAUAUAAAGCUGAGAGAAUUAACUACUUGUCUCUCCACUUCCUCCACGCCUCUCGACGGUUUCCAAGAAAUCAAAGAUCCUGUCAAGUUGUCUAGCAAACUCACUAGAGCUCUCUACAGGAAGCUACAGCAUAGUCCUAACACUUGGGUGGCUUACACCACUUCGAGAGUCGGAUCAGCUAGGUUUCCUGAACGAUACCAGGCGUCCUUCCCUGAUUCAGUGACGGUUGCCGGUUUAGAAGUUUCUGAGGGUGAUUCAGUUCUCGAAGUUUCCUCCGGAGCAAGUACUUCCUCGAAGACUCAAUCACAGAAGAUGCCAAUUCAACCUUCCUUCCGUUCCAGGGGUAGAUCGACCAAGGCUGCCAGCUCCUCUAGAGGGAGUGACAAGAACCAGGGAGGAUCCUUCCUUGACUCUGUGAAGGAGGCUCUUGACGAAGGAGGCUCUGCUCCUGCUAAAGGUGCUGGCUCUUCGGAGCCUAAGGUUCAGGAAGUAGGUCUUCCCUCCGAGGUCCCGAUGACUGAGGCUGAUCCUCAAAUGGUGAGGGAUCCUCCGGAGUUUGAGCCCCCGAGGAGCAAGAGGUCCCGAACUGACCAGGUUGACAGACCUUCGAGGUCUUCCUCCUCCUCCUCCAGAGGGGGAACCGUUGGCUGGAACUUUGCUCAUUCGAAGCCUGGGUCGGUUUUGGACGAUCCGUGGGGUUUGGCUACUCUGAUGAGGCAUAUGAAGAGUCCCGGGUGUUCCCUCCCCUCGAUCUCCAAUCUCACGCACAAGGAUGAGUACGUCGAUAUUGCUCAUCACAUGGGUCAGCUGGCUGGUGCUAUCAACAGGGCUCAGUUCAAAUUUGAGGACGCUGUACACAAUGCUCCCAGUGCCGAGGAAUUAGCCCAGGUCACUAAAUUGGUCAAGGCCAACAAGACUGAACUUAAUCAGACUCGGGCUCUGAUCUCGGAUCUCCAAGCUGAGGUAAAGAGACUUGGCUCCAAAUGUGAUGCUCAGCAGGGGACGAUCGAGAGCCAGCUGAUUGACCUCCAGGUGAAAAAUAGGAAGAUUGGGGAGUUGGAUGCUGCUCGGAAGAUAGCCGAGUAUCAAGUCAAGGAGCUGAUUGCCACAUCUCAGAGCAGCCAGAAGAACAAGGAAGCUGAGGUCAGGCUAGCCGUCCGGAGAGGAAAGAAGGAGGUAGCCAAAGCCUACAACAAAAUUCUGGUUGUUGUCAAGGAGAAAUUCUCCAAGAAGAAGGACGAAGUCGACCUCCUGGUUCAUGCUCAAGAGAUUCAAGCCAACACCGAGCUCCUGAAAGACAUGCUGGAUGGCGAGAUUAAGAGUACUCAAGAUGAGUAUGAUCGCUUGGUGCAAUAAUGCCGGAAGCUGUUGCGGCAUACGAGAAGGCUCAGGUCUCGAACUUCUCGAUCGGCAAGCUCCCUCUUCCCCAACUCUCUGAGAGCUCAGCCCCAGUCGAAACCGCCUCUGGAGGUAGUGACAAGGAGAUGGAGGAGGAGGUUCCUGAGGAGGACGAUCCAGCUGGUAAGGGAGCUGAGAAGAGCUCGGAUGACAAGGAAGUUUAAGAGCUGAGGCUCUUUCAUGCUUUCUAGGAUUUCUGCCCGAUGGGCUUUGUGUCAUUUGUUUCUAAGACUUAUAGCCUGAGGAGGCUUUUAAACCUUUAUCUGUUUACACUUCGAAUCUUUGUUAGCCUGGGGAGGCUUUUAAACCCCUGUUUAAUUUCAAACUUGGUUUUCGUUUCAUUUUGAGUCUUUGGCUUUAGUCGUAAAAUAUGACAACUUGAUCAUGAUCGAAUUUUAUGAUAAGUCUGGAAGACUUUGGUCGUUUUUAGUUCCUUAAGAGGAAUUCUUGGAGUAUCGGGAUUAGCUCAAGGUUUUUAUGAACCUAAGUUUAAUCUGGACACCUUAGGUGGGGGUUCUCGGGAACCUGAAUUUGUUUGUGGGAUUUUAAGACCCGUUGAGACUUGCUUAGGAUUUUAGGACCUAUUGAGAUUUGCUAAGGAUUUUAAGACCUUUGUGAUUUGAUGAGGAUUUUAAGACCUUGAAGAUUUGAUAAGGAUUUUAAGACCUUGGAGAUUUGAUAAGGAUUUUAAGACCUUGGAGAUUUGACAAGGAUUUUAAGACCUUGGAGAUUUGGUAAGGAUUUUAAGACCUUAGGUCCAGGUUCGUCGAGACCUGAUAUUGCUUGAAGGAUUUUAAGACCUUGGAGAUUUGAUAAGGAUUUUAAGACCUUGGAGAUUUGACAAGGAUUUUAAGACCUUAGGUCCAGGUUUGUUGAGACCUGAACUAAUCCGAAGGGUUUUUAGGACCCUAGGUCCAUGUUUGCAGGGACCUGUUUUGUUACAGAAUUGAGAUAUCGAGAAUAAUUUCUUUAUUGAUGAUUGGAUACAUGAUAUCAUAGUAAUCAUACAAUUGCUGUAUUAUAAUGAUCAUACAUUUGCUGUGUGGGCUAUGUGAUUUUAAUCAGACAUAUGCCCCCUUUGAUUGUGGUGAACGAAGUGUUGAAAUGAGGUUGGGGCUGCACUCAUGACGGAGUUGCCUACGUACCCAGUCAAGGGAUCAAGCCUAACGUAGUUCAGGAAUUUUAGGUACCUAAUGAUAAUAUCUCUUAAGAUUCAUGGCGUUCCACGAUCUGAUUUCAGGUACCCCGGUUCGCACCUUUCGGAGCUUGUAAACGCCAGGUCGUACCACGUGGAUGAUCUGGUAGGGACCUUCCCAGUUGGUUCCUAACUUCCCAUCAUCUGGUUCCUUGGUUCCUUCGAAAACUUUCCUAAGUACUAGGUCACCUACAGCAAACUGUCGGAGCCUGACUUUGGAAUUAUAUUGUCGUGCCAUAGCUUGCUGAUAGUUCUGAAUGUGAAUCAGAGCUCGGUCCCGUCUUUCCUCGAUUAGAUCGAGGCUGUCAGUUAGGAGCUGAUCAUUAGCUGCGGGAUUGGACGUACAGAGUUCCCGGCGGAGGCUACCAGCAAUGGUUUCAGCUGGAACGACAGCUUCCAUCCCAUAUGCUAAGGAGAAAGGAGUUUCUUCUGUAGCUUUUCGUGGGGUGGUUCGACAUGCCCAGAGUACUUCAAGUAAUUUUUCUGACCAGAGUUCUUUCUGGGUUCCGAGGCGUUUCUUGAGGUUUGCUAAUACUGAUUUAUUAGCCGCCUCCGCCUGUCCGUUUCCUUGAGGUCGGCGAGGUGAUGAGAAGGUCAGGCGAAUAUUCCACUUGUCACAAAAUAUUUUGAAAUCGUGGGAUAUGAAUUGUCCUCCAUUAUCAGUUACGAUUUCGUAUGGGACGCCGUGUCUACACACGAUUUCUUUCCACACAAAUUGCUCGACCUCGACCCUGGUUACCUGCUGGAAAGCCUCAGCCUCUAUCCAUUUCGUGAAGUAGUCUGUUAGGACUAAGAGGAAGCGUAGCUUCUUCUUUCCACUUCCUGAUGCUACGAGUGGUCCCACGAUAUCCAUGGACCAUCUCAUAAAUGGAUAAGGGGCGGAUAUGUUAGACAGCUUUUCCGCAGGUUGGUGUAUAAUCGGUGCAUGCCUCUGGCAUUUGUCGCAUGAAGAGGAAUAGGCCUCACAAUCCGCAAUAAUGGUAGGCCAGAAAUAUCCCUGUCUUUUGAUUCUGAUGGCUAGAGCUCUUCCUCCAGAGUGGUUCCCGCAGGAACCAUUGUGCAUUUCUUUCAUGAGUCUCAUAGCAACGAGGCCAUGGACGCAUUUUAGGUAAGGUCCGGAAAUGCUUCGUUUGAGGAGGACAGAUUCAGUUACGCAAUAUCUCGCGCUUAAUGCUUUGAGCUUUCGAGCCUCCCAUUUAUUGGGUGGAGUCUUUCUUUCUAAGAUGUAUUGCGUGAUUGGAAUUCUCCAAUCCUCUCUUCCUAUGACUUUGUUAUGAAGAGAUGAGGGAGGAUCCUGUUCGGGACCUGGUGUCGUGGUGCCCCCGGAGGUAUUGGUAGGAUUGGGCUCCAGGGAGUCUGAAUUCCGAGGAAUACCUCCAGAUGAAUUUUGGAGAGCUGAACGGCUUCUGGUUUUAACUCUGCAGACGAGUGGGUCUGAGUUGGUGCCCCCGGGGGUAUUCUGGAGAUCAGGGUCCAGGGAGCCUGAAAUUCGAGGAAUACCUUCCGUGAUUUGGAUUGUGUUCCCGGAGGUAUGCUUUUUAGAGCUACGUAUUUUGGUUUUUGGGAACCAAAAUGUUGUGAAAACUUGGGUAGCUACCGUUUCAGGGCAGGUACCCUCGGGUUGCUCUGUUAGUUUGCUCUUUUUUUCAGCUUUAGUAGCUAUGUCGAUGCUUGGUUUUUCGAUUCCUUCUACGGGUAUGAUCCGUUUUACGAGGGGGUCUGACGUGGAAGCUAAAGCAGCCAACGCAUCUGCUGAGGAGUUCUCUCCUCGUGGGAUCCUUGUUAGCUCGAAUUUGUCGAACUGUUUGGUGAGGUUCUGGACGACUUCGAGAUAUGCCCCCAUUCUUUCGUCCCUCGUUUCAUACUCUCCGUGAAACUGGCUAGCUACUAGCUGUGAAUCACUAUAAGCGUUUAGUUCCCGAAUUCCGAGACUUAGGGCGAGUUUCAACCCUGCGAUUAGUGCUUCAUAUUCAGCUUCGUUGUUUGAGGCGCUGAAUCCGAGCCUAUAGGACUGCUCAAUGGUUUCUCCUGCUGAAGAAGUUAGCCUUAGACCGACGCCGGAGCCCUGUUUUGACGAGGCUCCGUCGACAUACAGGCUCCACCUCGGAGAUUCCAUUUCGGAGUCUAAUUGCUCGGAUGCUAGUUCAAUGAUGAAGUCGGCAAGGACCUGAGCUUUCGCUGCUGCUCGAGGUCUGUACUCAAUAUCAUAUUCACUGAGCUCGAUGGCCCAUUUGGCCAAUCGCCCGGACUGGCUAGGGCUGUGCAAUAUCAUUCGUAAUGGUUGUGAGGUCAUUACGACGAUUGAAUGCGAUUGGAAGUAAGGUCGCAGCUUUCUAGCAGCUGUUACGACUGCUAGAGCUAGCUUUUCCAUUGCAGGGUACCUUGUUUCGGCAUCUAUCAAACUCUUACUGGUGUAAUAGACAGGUCUUUGUUCGUUUUGUUCCUCUCGUACCAGAACGCCGCUAACUGCAGCAGUCGACACAGCGAGGUACAGGUACAGUGGCUCUCCUACUACUGGUUUAGAUAGGAUCGGAGGUUCUGAGAGGUAAGCUUUCAAUUGCUUGAAGGCUUCCUCGCAUUUCUCGUCCCAUAAGAACUUAUUAUUUCUUAGAAGCUUGUAGAACGGGAGACACUUAUCGGUGGACUUGGAUAUGAAUCGAUUUAAUGCCGCGAUUCGUCCAGUCAAUCUCUGUACCUCUCUAGUUGUCCUAGGUGACGGCAUUUCUAGGAAGGUUGCUAUCUGCUGCGGAUUGGCUUCGAUGCCUCUUUCGGUUACGAGGUAGCCUAGGAACUCGCCCGAGGGUACCCCAAAGGUACAUUUAGUGGGAUUGAGCUUCAUAUCGUACUUGUUAAGGAUAUCGAAGCAUUCUCUUAAAUGGGCGAUAUGGUCUUCUCCAGCUGAGGACUUGACUAGCAUAUCGUCAAUAUAGACCUCCAUGGUUUUUCCAAGCUGCCGGGCAAACAUCUUAUUUACUAGCCUCUGGUAGGUAGCUCCCGCGUUCUUUAAUCCGAAUGGCAUAACCUUGUAACAAUAGGUUCCUCGUUCGGUUAUGAAUGCAGUUUUCUCCUGGUCAUCAGGAUCCAUCAUGAUUUGGUUGUAUCCUGAGAAGGCAUCCAUAAAGGAUAGGAGUCGAUGGCCAGCUGUUGCUUCAACCAGGCGGUCGAUGUGAGGUAACGGGAAGCUGUCUUUAGGACAAGCUUUGUUCAGGUCUGUGAAGUCUACACAGAUUCUCCAUUUCCCGUUUUUCUUCUUUACCACUACUGGGUUAGCUAACCAGUCGGGGUAAUGUACUUCUCGAAUGGACCCAGCUUUCGUAAGUCGGUCAACUUCAUCGUUAACAGCUUGAGCCUUCUCGAGGCCUAGCUUGCGACGCUUUUGUUUGAUCGGUUUGAAAGUAGGGUCUACUUUUAGCUUAUGGGUGGUGACGUUCGGAUCUAUGCCCUUCAUGUCGCUGGUGGACCAUGCAAAGGUUUUGACGUUGCUUUUCAGAAAAUCAAUGAGCUCCUUUUUUGUUUCAGGAGGUAGCUCGGAUCCGAUGCUCACCUGUCUUUCAGGAUCUGAGUCAUCGAUGCAAACUUUUUCAGUGAGGUUCUUGGGGGGACCUCGGAUAUUUUGUUGCAUUUCGCGACCCUCCUGGAUCUGUAAUUGCUAUUGGGGGGAUUUUUUGAGGAUUUCGAAUCCUCCCAGAUAGCAGAUCCUGGAUAUCUUCUGGCUACCGUGUAUGGUAGCUAUCCCUUCGGGUGUUGGGAAUUUUACGCAUUGAUGGUACGUUGAGGCUACUGCCUUCAUUUUGUGAAUCCAGGGUCUUCCCAGGAUCGCAUGGAACGGGGAAGGUCUGUCGAUGACUACUAGGUUGGUCAUUUUCAUUAUUCCGCCAGCUAUGACUGGGAGCUUGAUAGUUCCCAAUGAGGUAGCUGUUUCUCCGGAGAAGCCUACGAGGUUAGCUUUUUGGGCAAUAAUUUUGUAGCCGUCUAUUUUCAUCCCUUUCAGGGUGUUAUAGAAAAUGAGAUCGACAGAGCUUCCUGUGUCUAUCAUGAGAUUAGGGACCUCAUAUCCUGCGAUGUUCAGGGUGACAAUCAACGCGUCAUCAUGAGGUCUGUCAAGGUUUGAGGUCUCGCUCUCCCAGAAAGAAAUCUUAGUAUUGGAUUCAGGGUUAGGAGGCUUAGGUCCAGUGUUGGAUAUAGCCUUCCGCACGUGAUUCUUAAUGGAAUUGACGGAGUCUUGACAUAUGUCCGAUCCUCCAAGGAUACAGUCCACCCUCGAGUCGGGGCUCGAUUGAGGGGACGGUUUGCUCAAGAGAGCUUCGACUUGUAAACUUUUUCCUUGGGGGAAUUUCCCAAGAAUCAUGUCGACUCUUUUCUUGGGAGCUGGAGGUGGCGAAUCGGUCUCCUUCUCAGGUGACCUCUCGCGUUUCGGGGAAGUGUCCCUGGAACCUCUUUUCUGAUAAGGUGAUGGCUUUUUAAGGUCCACGCCCUUUAUUUCUCCAGCUGCAAAUUUAGCUGCCAGUUGUCGUUAGAGGUCCCAACAUUCCUCGGUUGAGUGUCCUUCGCGAUCGUGAUAAGAGCAACGUUUGCCUUUAUCAAAGCCUUUUGACCAGGGAGUUUUGUUUGCUGCUGCAACAGACUUCUCCUCCUUGUCUUCCUCAAUUGUGUAGGAAUGUUCUCCCUGAGUCUGGUUGUUUCGGGGGUUACCCUUUUUAUGAGGUCCCUUAGGCUCAGAGGAUUCGCUUUUCGAGUGACUCUGAGGUUUCUUGUGGAGUUUAUCCAGUGCAGCUGUCUCCUCCUCCAGAGUAAUAUAUCUGGUGGCCCUAUGAAGAGCGUCAUCGAUAGUUGGAGGAGUAUUGAGUGUUAGCUCUAACCAGAAUUUCGAUUUAUAGAUCAGACCUCUCCUAAGAGCCUCGAUGGCGACUAGGUCGUUAGGAUUCGAGAGCUUAGUUCUUAUUGCCCUGAAUUUCUCGAUGUAGACUCGUAGCGAGUCCCCCAUUCCUUGACUGACCUUCCAAAGGUCGGUCUCAGAGGCUUGCUUCAGGAUAUGGGUCGAGUACUGCUUCAUGAAGGCGUUAGUUAAUUGAUCGAAAUUGUCUAUCGAGGCUGGUUCGAGAGCGGAGAACCACUCAAGGGCUGUUCCGACCAAAUUUUCGGCGAAUGUCCUGCAGUAACCUGCUUCACACUCUUUCUGCGUGAAAUGGGCUUUAACGAUUGCCAAUCGGAAAGCUCUCAAAUAGGCCUUCGGGUCAGAGGUACCAUCAUACUCGGGAAUUCUGAUUUUUGGGUAUCUCUUAUGUGAGAACUGGCAAUUCUGUCCGUGAAUGGAGUUCCACGGGUUUCCUCGAUCAAGCUAUCGAUUUCGGGAGCUGAGCUCGUAGCUUUAUGGACUUGGGCUCUCAAUUUUUGGAGAGCUGCGUGAGUUCGUUCCAUAUAUCUACGGAUAGCUUCAGGUCCUUCUAAAGGAAGGACGUUUGGGUCGUUAGCAGGUACCCGACGGGCAGGUUCCUGGCGGAAUCGUGUUGGCUCAUCCUCCCAUGCGGUUGGAGGGCUAGAUCGCUCACCAGCUCUAGGGUUAUCGGAAUCUAUCCUUUGAUAGCUGUCCCCAUUCGGGAUCGAGCUUCUGGUUUGAUAAACCGAAGCUGACGCUCUGCCCCCAGAUGGGAAGGAUAUUCCUUCUCCGGUCCUAAGAUCAGGCGGCGGAGGAGGUAAGCGAGUAGUCCUGUCAGUAACCUGACCGGGUGUGGAACUAGUUGUCGCUAUGUUACUUCCCAUAGCACUGGUGUAAGGUGGAUUAAACAUGGGGGCUGUCCCAGUAUGAGGUGUCUGGAAAGCAGAUCCGCAUCCUUCCGGAGCAGUGCUAUCAGGGGAAAAGUUUAAACGUCCUCGGGGGAAUGAGGGAUCGGUUAAUCGAUCAUGAAAAAUGGCCCCCGGAGCUUGACGUUGCGAUGGUUGGGUUGUUGAGUUUAGAGAUCUAGUUAUCUCUUCGAAUUGUUGCUGACGAACAGUCAGCUGAUGCAUCGUGCGCUCACUUUCCUGAGCUUUGUCCACUAACUGCAUCAUCAUCUGGCGAAUCUCAGAGAGUUGUGCCUCCGUUUGAUUCGGAAUGGCUUGCUGCUGAGGAUUUUCGGUGAUCGGGAGCCCGGAGGUGGUUCCACUUGAUGAUCUCGGGUUAAUACCCCCGGUUGUAGUUUGGCUCGUUCGAGCGCCAGCCGGAAGCUGUUGCCCAGAUCGGUGGUCGCCACGUCGAGGCUCUGUGAUUACAGGACUAGAGCCUCCGUCAUUCGGUGAGCCAUCGCUCUGAAUUGGGAGGUUAAGGUCAGACGGGUUUGUUGUCUGAUCAGUAGGAUUCAUCCUUAAGUUAGAGUAAGGGAUUCGAUUGUUUCUUCCCCACAGACGGCGCCAAUUGUGAGGGGUUAAACUCACACCUAGAUUUUAGAUCAGGUUUAGUGUUUAGAAAAGGUUAGGGAAAGAUAACGUGGGCUGAAUCCCGUAAUGACUUGUAGAAUGAAUUGGAUUUGUAUUGAUAAUGUGGUAAAAGAAUGGUUAUAAAAGAUGUUCUCUCGAUGAUUACAAAGAUUAUAAGAUUGUUACAAGAAGAAUGUUUUCGAUGAAUGUUGAGUAAAAUAUGAUUUUCGUCAGGUCCCCUUUCUUAGUCCUCGACCUUCUCUUUAAAUAGCCUUGGACUUCUUUAGGUUGUCUUCAACUGAUCUCCGCGAUCUUCUCCGCUUGAGGUGGAAUCCGCAACAGCUUCCCCUUGACCGGGUCCUGCGCUUCUUCUUGUUAUGACGUGAGCUUCCUCUUCGUCGUGACCUCUUUAGUUAGGAUCCUUAGCUUUCAGCCUUCGUCUCUAGCUUAGCUCUCUUUAGGCUUUGAACUCGUGAUGGGCCUAUCACGGCCCAUCAUUAUCUUCUUUAGUGUUCAAACACUUAGCCAAACUGUGCCUCCAAUCGUGAGCAAGUGUAGAGUCCGUGGUACCACUGAAAUGCUCCAAGUUCACAUACUUCAUCUGUUACAACACCCUGAUAAAUGUUUCAUCAACCUUGGGCACAUGCAUUGGAAUGACGGGUGGCGGCGGCGGAACCUGAAAGACACCUGGAACUGGCUGAAUAGGAACCUGCGGAUACUGUGGCGCUGGGGCCUGCUGAGCUGGAGCCUGAUGAUCUUGCUGAACCUGAACUGGCGGAACCUGCUGCAUAUGAAUUUGCGGACCCUGCUGCACAUGAAUCUGAGGACCCUGCGGAACAUGCUGAGCUGCAGCCAUCUGUCGAGCAACUUCCUGAGCAGCUACUCGGGCAUCCUCUUGAGCGGCUUGCCUGGCUGCCUCUUGGGCAAUCUGUUGAACUGCUUCCUGAGCAGCCUGUCUAGCAGCAUCCUGAACCAUCUGUCUCAUAGCCUCCUGGUCAACCUGAGGAACAUCGGGCUGCGGAACUGCGGGCUGAACAUGCUCAUCCUGAGCCUCUCUAGCAUCUCUAGCGAUCUGAGCACGUGUAGCUCUCCUCGGCGGCAUCUGAAAUUAAGGCAAACGAGUUAACUUCUGACUAAAUCCAACAAUUAAAGGAGUGAUAUCGAACGGAAAGGUGCUAUUUUAUUUUAUUUUCAAAAAUCCCCAUAUCCCAAUAAACAUUUGAAAACCGAUUAAAACCGAAUAAAAACUGAGUCUCCAAAGAUCGCCAUCCCGGGUCGGAGCCGGGACGGAACACGGCUCUGAUACCAAAAUUGUGGCGACCGCCACUUUCGAAUAUGAUAAAAUAAUUCGAGAUAAAGUAACGAUAAAAUAAUAGCGCAGCAGAAAUAAUAAUAUUAAUACGGAUAAUAAAAUCCACGUCAUAUCAUAAAGUCAAAUCCGAAAAUAAACAUCCGAAAUACAAAUAACAAUAUAAGCCCGAAGGCUGAAAUAAGAAAUAACAUAAACGAUAGAAGUCCAAAGGCCUGAAGGCCCAAUAACGAUAAAAGAUAAAACGAUAAACAAUAAAGCCCACGAGCCCAAAUAGUAGCACUAGUCCGAUAUGAUCACUCCUGCUCAUCGGUCUCACCUGAAAGGGGAAAGAAAGAGGGGUGAGCAACAGGGGAGUCGCUCAGUGAGGUAUGGAAUGCUAAACCGCAAACCACUGACUCAGUUUAUAGCACUGCAACUAUGUAGGCUUAGCUCUAGCAUGAAACAAACACGGCGUCUAGUACACCACACAUAACGACAAAUAAUGCGCUAAUAGCACACAGCUAAUCUCUGCACCACGCAUUCCCUUAUAAGGAUAUAAACAUAUACUCGAAGCGUCGCUAGUACAGUCUGUCUCUGUACCCCCGCCCACCGUAGCGUCGAAUGCAAACGUCUCUGCACCACGCCCCCAAACAGUAGCGUCGAAGCUCAAACGUCUCUGAACUCACGCCCAUAUCACACCGUAGCGUCGAAUCUCGGACAUCUCCGAACUCACGCCCAUCACAUAGUCCCUACUCAUAACUAUGUAUAUACAUAUAUAUAUAUAUAUAUAUAUAUAUAUAUAUAACAGUUCUCAGCAUCAAACAUUUCACACAAUCGUUGAACCCUCUAUUAUCCUAUUUCCGGUUUAACAAUCAAUAACAAUUAUGAACACGCAAGACUCUCAAACAGACUCGAUUCACAGAGACUAUCAUGUUUCGAAACUAAACUUCUCAUAAUAGCAGUACUAAACUAGCUCGGGAUUUAAACGGAGUAGCCCUCACCUUAGCAAAUGAAGAGAAGUGAUGUCUAUGAACUCCAGCUGCUCAAAUAGGCUCCAAAUCUGAAAUCAGAUCGAAAUUCUGAAUCAGAACGCCCUUCGAACGGGUGAAAACGGGUGUCUAAGGAAAAGUCAACCCGCUGGUCAAAGGUCAACCCGGUCAAACCUUGACCAGAAAUCAAUUAAGCCUAACCGACCGGUUUACUCUGACCUAAAUCGAUUUCAAUUGGACCACCCGGUUUAACCUUAACCGAAAUUAAAUUAAUUAAUUAAAUCGACCGGUUUAUCCUAACCGAAAUCUAAUUAAUUUUAACCAACCGGUUUACCCUAACCGAUUCGCAAUUAAUUUAAACCAGUCAAACCAACCGGUUGACCGAGUCACCGAGUUGACUCACCGAGUCGACUCAGCCGAGUUGGCGAGUCGCCGGCGAGUCACCGGCAGAGGUCACCGGCGGCGGCGGCGGAGGGACGGUGGCUUACCGGAAAAGUCACCGGCGGCGGCGGCGGUGCGGUGGUGACGCGGCGGCGGAUUCCCGGCGGCGAACUAACGGCGGCCGGGUGCGGCGGCUCCGGCGAACGGUGGUCGGAGACGGCGGAGCGUGCGUUUCACGCGCGCGCGGGCUGAUCUUCCGGAGGCGCGUACGGCUUCGUCUGAACUCCGAUUUUGACGAUUUCGGUGGCUAUGGAUUCGUCUCGUCGAGAGGAACGCGAUGGUGGUCUUGCAUGCACGAAAUACGCAACGGUUAGGAAGUUAUGGUCGAUUUACUAAAGCGGCCGAAACUAAACUUAAAAUGCAUGUGGCUUCCGGGGGUUACCUAGGGGGAUGAUCGGUGGUGGUGAACUGAACGCGAUCACUGGACGUGGUGGCUCCGGCGACGAGCUCCGGCGACCCUCUCUCUACAAAAUGAUCACACUUCCUUAGCUCACUCUCUCUCAAACUCUUUAAUCUUUUUUUUUUCUUUGUUGUUGCAAAUGGUGGAGAAACCAAAGUAGAGAGGGCUUUUUAUAGAAUUACCUUGGGUAAUUUCGAGUGGGCUUGGGCCUGGCGGGUUUGAAAUUGUUGGGCCAUUAAUUGGGUCAUUACAAUUUUUUACACACUUUUGAAUUCG
Molecule: messenger RNA, 14867 nt
Organism: Raphanus sativus (radish)
Lineage: Eukaryota; Viridiplantae; Streptophyta; Magnoliopsida; Brassicales; Brassicaceae
Exons: 5
Coding region: 2797-3840 (347 amino acids)
Source: RefSeq, a predicted model, not a curated record